CCGGCCAGCCAUGUCACCACCCGGCUGGGGUACUGACUCUGCCAUGGUCCACCCGCUCACUGUCCCUGUGUACACUUAUGAACCCUUCGACGACUACACUACGCUACGCUACGCUACGCUACGCGUGUAAUUGUACAUCAACUGCACACGUUUACGCAACAUUCCUCACGCAGACACACAACAUGUACAUUACAUUAUAUAUAUAUAUAUAUAUAUAUAUAUAUAUUUAUAUAUAAAUACCUACUUAGCAGACAGAGGACGCGCAGGCCUGUCCUCACCGCUCACCGCUCCCCAUCCCGACAUCAAUCUUUACUAAUCACUUCGCCAUUCAAUCCAUCCAUCCUCCCACCCAUCCUCCCGAGACCCCUCUCUGUACAUUGACCUCUGUAAUAUUUCCAUCAUCGCCAACAACACCCACAAUGUACUACAAGCCCAUGUUAAUCCGCACGUCUGCCUGAGGUCCAAUACAAUCAUCUCGGUGCCAAUGCCUGCCCUAUACCAAACUGAAAUCGUAUUGGUACAUAUUGCCUGAUGAGCCCGAGAUUGUUGCACACCGUCUAUCUCCUUGCCCUUACUUUUUUUUUUAAAAGUCAGCCACUUUGCUCUCCCCCCCCUCCGCGAGCCUGGGUGCACGUCUUGUGCUAGCCCUUUCCCACUCCCAACAUGCCUUCAGAUAUUGUCUUGCCUCUCUGCGAAAUGGUGCGCCUUGCUACCGUGCAUGAUCUCGAGCGCAUUGCCACGGUCGCUGCGGCCGGCUUCUAUCAUUCCCCAACGUUUAAAUUCCAGAGAAAAUACCACGCAAAGUACCCAGACGAUACGCUGCUCUCCUACAAGGCCGAGUACAGAGAUAGCAUCGUGGACCCGGAAUGUGUAGUCCUCGUCGCCGAAGACACUGUCAAAGACGUCGAAGGUCUCCAUGUCUACGAUGCUCUUCGAGGUGCCGUCACGUACAAGCCUGCAUCCAGCUUGAGCCGUGGCCGAAUUAUUGUGGGCGUGUCUAGCAUCUCCAUCGUGGGGUCGCGCUACGUCGGUCGCUUCCAGCCUGAGAACGUUUUGGAUGCAUCCGCGGCAUCCAGCCAUGUCCAAAGCCCGAAUCGCGAUGUCUGCCCAAAGGCAUCGCAGCUGUACAGUGCCAUGACUGGCCCCGCAAAGGCAAAGCAUCUCGCGGGUCAAAUGAGACUCAGCACCCUUGCAGUGCAUCCUGCGUACUGGGGCCGAGGACACGCUCAAAGACUUGUCCAUUGGUGUACACAGCUCGCGGAUUUGGAAGGGGUGCCCGUGGGCAUAUCCGCCGCACCCAUGGGGGCGAUUAUCGCCGCCAAAGCUGGAUUCGAACGCCAGGAGCUCGUGCGAAUCGACCCGGGAAGCACCAACGAGUCGACACCAUGCGAGGAAGAUGCCCCUGUUGACGGCUGUGUACUGUGGGUGGCCGUACGAAGGCCCAGGUCGCUGUCUCCGUCGUCAAACGAGAGCGCCACAAGCCUUAGCCCAGGAGAAUAAGUC
Molecule: messenger RNA, 1503 nt
Organism: Periconia digitata
Lineage: Eukaryota; Fungi; Ascomycota; Dothideomycetes; Pleosporales; Periconiaceae
Source: the annotation of a GenBank genome assembly